This is a messenger RNA of Nylanderia fulva, 2425 nucleotides long. The record is from RefSeq and is a predicted model, not a curated record. Lineage: Eukaryota; Metazoa; Arthropoda; Insecta; Hymenoptera; Formicidae.
AAGCGUUAACGACGUAAACGCACGUGUCUUAAACAACGAGGUCGCGAUAUAUCCUUUGUCUAGUAAUUGACGCGAUGAACCGCAUAAUAAAAUCCUUGUCAUAUUUUUAUCGCAUUGUUAUUUGAUCUUUGUAUCGCCGUCGACGGACAAUGAUGCAUGAGAUAACGAAAAACUAAAUCGAAAUAUGCCUGGCGAUGUGCCACAAUGUCGGUAGGCCUCCUUGUCAAAGGACCGGAUUAAAAAUAUAUCAGCGCGCUUCGACUUUGUAAGAGAUAUGGCUCGCGAAUUUAUACGCUGAUCCAAAACAGGUCGCUGCAAAAAUGGUAACCGUAUCGGAAAGAGGCUACUUCCAUUGGAUCGAUUGGCUGGUGUUUGUUCUUAUGCUCUUCGUGUCUGCUGCAGCCGGCUUAUGGCACUUCAGAAGAGCACAAAAGUCGAACACACAAGACUACCUGCUCGGAGGAAGAAGCUUAGGACUCUUUCCCGUUUCCGCUUCUCUCGUUGCCAGCUUCAUAUCAGGCGUGACGAUCUUGGGCACUCCGGCAGAGAUCUACAACUUUGGCACGCAAUACUGGAUCACGAUCAUCUCGAUUUUCUUUUCCGGUGUCGUGGUCGCCGUCGUUUAUCUCCCGGUCUUCACCAACUUGCAACUUAAUUCCGUUUACGAGUACUUGGAAAUCCGAUUCGAUCGGAGCGUGCGGAUCCUCAUUUCUUUAAUUUUCGUCUUUGACGCGGUUCUUUAUCAAUCCAUCGUAAUCUACGUCCCGGCGCUGGCUUUAAAUCAAGUGAGCGGUAUCAAUAUACACUUGAUCGGAUCCGUUGUGUGCGUAGUCUGCGUUUUCUACACCGUCUUGGGCGGCAUUCGAGCCGUGGUUUGGACAGACGCGUUACAAGUCGGGGUGAUGAUAGCGGCCGCUAUCUCAGUCGCUGCUAUAGGCACCUAUCAGCUGGGAGGAAUGUCAGAAAUUUGGAACAAGGCCGUCGACGCUGGUCGCAUCGAAUUUCUAAACUUCGAUCCGUCACCCUACACGAGGCACACCGUUUGGACGGUGCUGAUUGGUUCCUGGUUGUACAGCACCGCGUACAUCGCCGUCAAUCAAACUAUGGUGCAACGAUAUAAAUCGUUGGAGAGUACGAGGCAAUCGCAAAUAUCCAUCGCGAUAUUCACCAUCAGUGUAAUGGUGUUUAUUUCAAUAUGCUGCUGGUGCGGAUUAGUUCUCCUUGCCUGGUGGUCGUCACCAAAAUGCGAUCCAAGAGUAUCUGGCUUAAUUACGGCUGAUGAUCAACUGCUGCCAGCUUAUGUCAUGGAGAUCGCAGGUCACCUGCAUGGAAUACCUGGUCUCUUCAUUUCCGGAGUUUUUGGCGCGGCGCUCAGUUCCUUAUCCGUAGGCUUCAACUCGACGUCCGUUGUGAUUUUAGAGGACUUCGUUAUAGGUUGUUUUAAAAUGAAACCCAGCGAUCGUUGUUCCCGUAUUUUCGUCAAAGUCCUUGUUCUGUUCUUCGGUCUGCUGGCGUUGAGCUUCCUGUUCCUGAUCGAGAAGCUGGGAGGAGUUUUAGCCGUGACGAACAGUUUGGCCGCCAUCGCUGCCGGGACUUCCUUCGGCGUUUUCACCCUGGGAGUCUUAUUUCCGUGGGCAAACUCCAAGGGUGCCUUUAUUGGUGCCGUUGCAGGAUUCGUGAUGGCCGGAUGGGCCAGUUUCGGAGCAAACGCGGCCAUCGGUUCCGGCCUCGUGGUGCCAAAGAAGCUUCCGGUUCCGCCUUGCGACGGGGAUAUUAAUCAUGACUUUCUAAAGCAAUUCGAAUACUCAAGCGAGGACGAUGUGUUCCCAUUAUACCGGUUGUCUUACCACUGGGUUGCCCCUCUUGGCACGCUGGUGGUACUUGUGAUAGGUGGGUUAGUCACCUGGAUAACAGGUGCGAGGGAUCCCUCAUCGAUCGACAGGAAUCUGCUCUCUCCGGUGAUUCAUAGAUGGCUACCGCCGCAGAAAUAUCCAAAUGACGUUAAUGGAUUGUGCAUGACAAAUAAUGCCGACUGAUCCGCAAAUAGCAGCGAAUUUUUUGCUGUGAAAAAUGUGUCCAAAAUCCUACGACGUUUUUAACGAACAAAUCAUCAUGCUCGACCGAUGAAUAUAUGUACACUAAACUAGAACAAUCGUGCGAAAUGUUCAAUUUUUUUGAACUACAGUUUGAUAUAAAUGAUCGUUUUUAUGUUUUUUCAAAGUUUAUCUGAACGCAUUUAUGUGGAAAUAAUUUAAGUAGGAAAGUAUGUUUAAAUACGUAAGAGUGUGUGUAUAAAAUAAACCUCCGAUCUCUUCGGAAUUAGAAGGCAUAAUUCUGAAUAGUUGGAAAUUAAUGAAUUUUCAAACUCUUUUAUAGAAAGAGGAAAUACAUGUAAAAAAAUUAUAAACAUAUUUUUUAUAUGUCA